Molecule: messenger RNA, 2187 nt
Organism: Erythranthe guttata (spotted monkey flower)
Lineage: Eukaryota; Viridiplantae; Streptophyta; Magnoliopsida; Lamiales; Phrymaceae
Source: RefSeq, a predicted model, not a curated record
AUUUCCUGGAAUCGAGGAACCGGUAGAUGAUACUACUGCACAAAGAGAGGGUAGGACACACAAGCGUAAGGUUACUGGAUCUACACGACGGGGUGAACGUAAUUUGCGACUGAGGGAGCCAGAUGCACAGACCGAUGAGGAUGAUGAUGAUUCACAUGUAGGUUUCGAGGGUCAGUAUGUUUAUCCGGUGCCAGAUUUUGGAUUAGAUGACAAUGAUGAUGGCAAUGAUGUUGGCAAUACCGUUUCCGCAUCCCCGACUACUUUGACAGGUGCUGCUGCUACUUCAUCUGGUGGUGCUACUCAUCGUCGGGGUAGUACUUCGUCCGAUACUGUUACUCGUCCGUGGAAGUUGACUGGUCCGGCACCUGGUGGACCUACUGACUAUAACUUGAUACCGAGUUUCGGAGCGCACGUCGCCUAUGACAUUUGGGAGGGAAAGGUAAUAUUUUAUUAUAUGAAUUUUUAUUGUAUUUUUUUAAAUGCGUAUAGUAGAUAGUUGCAUAAUUAAUAUUUGUUUAUAUUUUGGACAGGAGCGAUCUAUGGUUAAAUUGCAAUCCCGUACAAAAGCGGUGACUGGUUGGCGUGGGCCAACAGAUCCUCGGUCUGUUGCAUUGUUGGAGGGUACUGGUUUGUACCAAUUGCAGCAUUGUGUACUCCCUCAGCACAAUAACCCACUGAUUGAGGCAUUCAUUGAAAGGUGGCAGCCGGACACAAAUACGUUUCACAUGCCUUUUGGGGAGAUGACGAUUACACUCCAUGAUGUGCAUUAUAUCAUGGGGUUGCGAGUUAGUGGACAUCGUCCUUACACUGAUAUGCAGAAGAGCUUGGUGAUCGAAUCUGGAUCGAGAAUAUUCGAUCUUGACAUUCUCAAGAUAGAAAGUUGGUGGCACAAUGGUGGCCCCCGAUUAGAGGACUUGCAGGAGCUAUACGGAGAUCAUUCAUCAGCUUCGUCAGAGUGUAAGGUGCGAGCAUACAUCAUUUACUUGUUGGGAUCGACUUUAUUUGUCAAUAAGAGCGGUGCUAGAGUGAAGCCAGAUUUUUGCCCACUUAUAGAGGACAUCGAGCAGAUUAGAGAGUACUCGUGGGGCUCCGGUACAUUGGCGAAUCUAUAUCGACAGUUGGGUAUGGCUUCACGAGCUGAGGCGAAACAGAUUUCCGGAUGUCUGACACUGUUAGAGUGUUGGAUAUACGAGUAUUUUCCGAGUUUUCGACCUCCGACGGUUAAAGCACACGUUAUAGGAGAGCCAUGGUGCAUGAGGUGGCAUAUAUCAGACGUGGUUCGAAAGGAUAGCAGUCGAUUACUUGAGUAUCGUCGGAUGCUUGAUCAUUUACGUGCAACCGAUGUAAGUAACUUGUACAAUGUAUUGUUUCAUUUGUCUGAAUUAACUGUAUUAUUAAUAUGUAUAUUUUAUUAUAAUAGGUUUAUUGGACUCCGUUUGGUCCGAAUGUGGCACGUGAUGUCGAGAAGACACUCCAUCAUGGUACUAUCAGGUUCAUGGAUACGAUCGAGCCUUACAUGUCCGAUAGAGUCUUGCGCCAAUUCGGCUUUCGACAGAUUAUUCCCGCGUCCCCUAUUCUACCGAUGCGUGGUUCUAAGAGGGAAAGAAAAAUUGUUUCGUAUAAAGUACGUUACGAGUCCAAUGAUUAUGCAUGGAGUAUCCCAAACGUGCACAGACUUGAGCAGACUUACUACGGUCAUAGGGCGGAUCCAGCUUGGGAGGUUGCUACAGAUUACAUGGAUUGGUAUAUACCUCGUACUCACCUUCGUGUAGAUCCCAGUACUGAUUUAUUGGAGAGAGCAGAACCAUCUCCAGUUCCAUUCGUGUACGAUAUCACACGAUUGUUGCAUCCGUACUACUACGAUCACUUGCCACCAUCCCGUAUUCCAGGAUAUCAUAUGGUACCAGAUGAUGUCUUUAGACAGGUUCAGGAUCUGUGCACGCCAUUUUCUGAUUAUUUACAGUUGCAGCCACCCGAUAUUCCCGAUGAUGAUAUGGAUGCUGAGCAUGAUACUGGACCGUCACGUAUGCCAUAUUCCCAGAGCAGGCGGCAGAGGAGGGACUAGUAGCUAUUGUUAUAUUUAUUUUUGUUAUUUCUUUUAGUUAUUUCUAUGUUUUUUUUUUUAUUAUCGACAGAAUUGCGUAUUUUUAGGUUUAUUUCAGUGUGCCGGAUUACUAGGAUAAAUGA